This is a messenger RNA of Insectozyma verbasci, 831 nucleotides long. The record is from the annotation of a GenBank genome assembly. Lineage: Eukaryota; Fungi; Ascomycota; Pichiomycetes; Serinales; Debaryomycetaceae.
AUGAAUUCUGAAACAUUUGUAUUGGGAGAUGAAGCUUUAAAUAAUAGUAAAAAAUCUUUGAAUGCAUUAAGGUCAAAUGAUCAAGAAUCGAUAAUAUAUUUAAUAAUCAAUGUUAAGAAGAAAUUAAUAAGGUCAAAAGAUUAUAUACAACGAAUUAUACCAAUCUCAAAUAAAAUAAAUGCCUUGACGAAUAAAUCAGUAUUAUUAAUAACUAAAGAUGAUCAAAGUUAUAAAUCUGAAUUAUUGAAAGACGAAUUGACUCAAGAUAUAUUUAAUGAUAUAAUACCAAUAAGAAGAUUAAAGAAGAAGAAUAAAAAAGAAUUAGUUAAAUUAUUUAAAGAAAGUGAUUAUAUAAUUGCAGAUCAUCGAGUUAAUAAAUUCUUACCAAAUAUUCUAGGGUCUAUAUUCUAUCAUAAAAAUAAGAAAUUACCAUAUAUUCUACAAAUGGCAAGACCUACAACUGAUAAAUCAAAAUUAAGAAUAAGUAAAGAAAAUAAACUUAAAGAUGAUAGAUGUGAGGUAAAAUAUGUAUAUAAACAAAUUAAAAGCAUUGUGGAGAAUACUAGUUAUUUACCUACUGAUGGUGAUUGUCUUUGUAUUAAAAUUGGAAUGACUAAUGUGUCUACUAAUAAAAUAAUUGAAAAUAUAAAUGAUGUGAUUAAUUAUUUACUCGAUGAGAAGAAUUUACCAAAUGGAGGUGUUUUGACCUUGAACCAAUUGGGCAAUAUAUAUGUUAAAACUAGUGAGAGUAUAAGUUUACCAAUAUCAAUCAAAGAAGAAACUACUGAAAUUAAUGAAGAAGAUGAAGCAAAUAGUGAUUAUGACUUUUAA